CUUCAGAAGAGACAACACAGUCCCUCUGAGAGGAGCCACCGAAGUCCUCCUCAGAGGAGCCAUCACAGUCCCUCUGAGAGGAGCCAUCGAAGUCCUUCUCUAAAGAGCCAUCACAGUCCCUUUGAGAGGAGCCAUCGAAGUCCUCCUUCUCAGAAGAGCCAUCACAGUCCCUCUGAGAGGAGCCACCGAAGUCUUUCUCAGAAGAGGCGUCACAGUCCCUCUGAGAGGAGCCACCGAAGUCUUUCUCAGAAGAGACAUCACAGUCCCUCUGAGAGGAGCCAUAGAAGUCUUCCUCGGAAGAGACAUCACGCUCCCUCUAAGGGGAGCCACCGAAGCCUUCUUCAGAAGAGACAUCACAGUCCCUUUCAGAGGAGCCACCGAAGUCUCUCUCAGAAGAGGCGUCACAGUCCCUCUGAGAGGAGCCAUCGAAGUCUUCCUCGGAAGAGACAUCACAGUCCCUCUAAGAGGAGCCAUCGAAGCCUUCUUCAAAAGAGCCACCACAGUCCCUCUAAGAGGAGCCAUCGAAGUCCUUCUCAAAGGAGCCAUCACAGUCCCUCUGAAAGGAGCCAUCAGAGUCCCUGUGAGAGGAGAUGUCACAGUCCCUCUGAGAGGAGAUGUCACAGUCCCCUUGAGAGGAGCAGUCGCAGUCUCUUUCAGAAAACCCAUCACAGUCCCUUAGAGGUGUGAGGACACAGCCCUUUUGAGAGAAGACAGCACAGGCCCUCUGAGAGGAGCGGUCGCAGUUCCUCAGAGAGAACUUACUGUAGUCCCUCUGAAAGAAAUGGACGCAGUUGCUCUG
Messenger RNA from Lutra lutra (Eurasian river otter), 799 nucleotides. RefSeq lists its product as uncharacterized. The transcript has 2 exons. The annotation marks the transcript as partial. Lineage: Eukaryota; Metazoa; Chordata; Mammalia; Carnivora; Mustelidae. The record is from RefSeq and is a predicted model, not a curated record.